UGUAGAAAUAAUAAGAGUAGCUCUUGAAAAACAAUUAUCUGACCGGAAUAAUCGCGAUCUCCAAGAACAUUAAGAACAGGAUUAGAAAUACCAGUUUCAAUUCCACUAUAAUUAUAAUUGAUCUUAAUGAGUCUUUACCUGAUUACCAACCAGAAUCUCCUUUAACUUAUUAAAUGUCAAUUGUGUAAAUCAACUCUUCAAUUUGGAAAAAUUUUGUACCUCUGAUUGCCAGAAGUGUCAACAUCUUCAAUGUUAGAAAGUCGUUGACAAUCAAAAACCGCUGAGAUAUUAUAGCAAAUAAGUUAGCAAGUAAAUCCAUCCAAUACAUCAAUAUGUAAUCAAUCAAUAGCUAGUAAUUAACAACCAUGGAAAAAUUGCUUCAACCAAAUGACCUGAAUGGAAAUCACUUAAACACAUGUUUCAAACGGAAACCAGCUAUUGGAAGUUUUUUUUCUUGAGGAGAAAUAUGAUUUAAUAGCUUGAGGUCUAUGACACUGUGAAUGUUUCAGAUCACUCAUUAUAAACCAACUCACGCCAAAAUAAGAUUGAUGAGAGAGGAUAAUCAUAAAUAAAUGACGAGAAACCGAGGUGAUAAUCAUUUACAGUUCAUGUCCACUUGUUCAACAUCAAAUCUGUUCAGCUAGCCUAGUAAUUAUUUACGUAAAAUAAUUUAUUUCAUUGUAAAUCCUCUUUACAAUAGUACAACCAUGAGAGUAAGGAUUCAUGAUGUGAAUGAUGACAAUAAACACGGAGUUGACCAAAUCGCUGGUUAUGGGAGAUUGGACAGUAAUGGUAAUCGAAAGGAACGGACAUUGUUUACCAAGGAUCAAAUUAAAGAGUUGGAGGAUCAAUUUAAUCAACACAGAUAUCUUUCUCGGUUAAAGAGAUACGAAAUUGCCAUGGCUUUGGAUUUAACUGAGAGACAGGUUAAAGUAUGGUUUCAAAAUCGCCGAAUGAAGAGCAAACGUAAUCAAAUUCACAAUAAAUACCGUGAUCUGGAAGAAACUAGAGAAGACAUUGACCAGCAAAUAUCGGACGCAGAUCAAUUUAGAGGUGAUUUUAGUGUAUCUACAAUAAUAUUAGAUGAAUCAUUUUGUCCUCAAGAAAAACACCAAUGCAGCUCGAAGUACUGAAAUCAAAAGUACAGGCAACAAUGGAUCUGCAACAGCCAACAAUUAUUGUUACCCACCUUUGAAUAAACGUUCAACAAUGAAUAAUUACAAUUAAUGUAACCCAAAAAAUUUGAGGUCAACAAUAUAAUUCAUAGGAGUCAAAAUUGCCAGCCAAAACAACAAUUAAUAAUCUAUUAAAUCAUCAUCAUCACCACCAUCUGUUUAUUGUUGUGACUGUUAACUUAAUGUUUUUAAUUUAAUUUCACAUUAAUAGUUUGUGUUUGUGAGAUAACACUAUUUUGAUUCUGUGAAUUAUUUUGGUGAAUUUCAAGUGAUUUAAAAUCAACAAAUUUAACAUCAGCCUAAAUCAAUCGUUUAACUAAACCGCAAUGCCUGAAGAAACGCCUGCGAAAUCUUCUGAUCCUGACAUGAAACAAGAGACAACCUCAAUGUCCCUUAAAACUGAAGGCUCUCAUGCCGCUGCCGAAGAAACCGAGGUCCGUCGAGGAAGAUCCAGAACCCGAUCUCGAGCAGAAGCAAAACCCAAAUCACAGUCCCGAAGUACCUCUCGAUCAUCAACUAAACCAAAGGCCAAAUCAACAAUGAAAGCUAGAAGUGUUUCUCGAUCUCGCCGAGGAAAGGGCAAAGCUCGACGAGGUGGACGUCGUAAAGGAGCUAAAGGUCGUAAAGGUGCUGGCAUGAAGGCCAAAGGAAAAGGAAAAGGAAAAGCCAUGAAAAAGGUUAAAUCAAAGAAGUAAAGUGUUAACUUAAACUGUCCCAAUUAUGCUGAUCCAGUUACAACAGACUCUAUGGAUGUGACCACAUAACAUUCAACAUUUUAUUCAAUAUUCAAAAUAAUUAUAUCAACUCUAUUCUUAAUUUAGUCUCUUAUUGUUCUUAUUAAUCUAUGAUCAAACUAUUCUCAGUGUAUUACUCAGCAAAAAAAUAAAUAAAUACAAGAGUUAA
This is a messenger RNA of Tetranychus urticae (two-spotted spider mite), 2078 nucleotides long. RefSeq names its product homeobox protein MOX-1-like. The record is from RefSeq and is a predicted model, not a curated record. Lineage: Eukaryota; Metazoa; Arthropoda; Arachnida; Trombidiformes; Tetranychidae. Gene Ontology annotation, molecular function: DNA-binding transcription factor activity, RNA polymerase II-specific; RNA polymerase II cis-regulatory region sequence-specific DNA binding. Gene Ontology annotation, biological process: positive regulation of transcription by RNA polymerase II. Gene Ontology annotation, cellular component: nucleus.